AUGAAACAAGCACAAGGGAAAAAGGCAACGUCGGCAUUGGUAGUUGUACCACCUAGUACUUGCCUCCAUGAUCAAGUAACUUGUUUUCAACGGCCCAAUACUUACCCAACAAGUCCUAUCCAUCUACCAUGUAGUAGUAGUAGUACUAGAUCUCAUUCGCAUGAAUACAUCCAUAAGAACAUUCCGUCCACUACUGUUUUGAAUGAGUAUACUCUCUCUUCGUUCCUUUCUCGUCAAGCACUCAUUCAAUACAUGGUUCAUGAACCUUACUCGACUCUCAUCAUUGAUUGUAGAGAUAGAAAGAAUUUUGAAAAGAGUCAUAUCAUGACUUCCAUUCAGUCAUGUCAUUUGCGUUGGGAUAUCAUCUUUAGAGAGGAUUCGAUUCUAACUUGUCAAGUUGCUACAACAUCUCACUGGUAUCAACAACAACAACAACAGCAACAACAACAACUCUACUAUCAUGAACAAAUACUUUUCAAAUGCAAGGAUUAUUAUGAGAGAAUUGUUCUCGUUAUGGACACAAUGUGGUUGGCGGAUGAAAAAAAUUUGAUGAUGAAUAAGGAAAAUAGAAACAUUGAAAUGGAAGAGUGGAAUGGCAAGACGAAUCGUAGUAGUAGUAGUACCACUUUCACUAAAUCAAAAAAACCAAGAGUAUAUCUUCUUGAGGGUGGAUUUUCAGAGUUUUAUCAUCAUCACUCCAAUCUAUGUUGGAAUUUGGAAACGAUGAAAGAAUUUUGCAUGCAUGAGCCUCAGAAAGAAAUUCAGAUGGUCAUGCGCAAGGAAGAAGAAAAUUCAUUUCAUCAUCAUCAUGGUACUGCUGAGGAUCAUGAUACUAUGGUGGUGGUCCAUAGGGAGAAAUCCAAUGGUUCUACUAUUACUUUUAAUCCAGUUCAUUGUGAUUUACUAAUUCCUCACUUCUCACAACAGGAGGGAGUAACACUCACUACUAAUACUUUUAAUACUUCUACUAUGAAUACCAUGAAUACCAUGAAUAAUAUGAAUACCAUGAAUACUAUGAAUACUACUACUACUUCAUUACCCUCCAUGGAAGCUCGUAUUAGAAAUGCCCAUCAAUUAAUUUUUUCAAACCUCUCUCAACGAGUCACUUGCGAGAAACCAACGAAAUUGUUUGCUAACUUGUUUUUGGGAAAUGUUCAAAAUUCAAUGAAUAUUCAACAACUCUCUGAAUUGGGAGUGACAUGUAUUAUUAAUGCUGCACUUGAAUGUGAAAAUGUAUUUGAAAACAGUCAUUCCCUUCCUGUAAAUUGUACCAAUAAUAAUCAAAGACUUCCAACCGACGCAUUGUCCUUACACAACAACGGUGUGGGUGUGAAUAUAAAGGAUGAUCAUACCAACAUGGAUCACAUCCAUAAUCAUACAAUUUCAACAUCUAUAGUCAAUCCUCAUAGAAUCCUCUAUUGUAACAUACCAGUACGUGACUCUGAAGAUGAGAAUAUAAGUCUCUAUUUUGAGAAAUGUUUUCAAUUCAUUGAGAUGGCCAAACGAGAACAAAGAAAAGUUCUUGUUCAUUGUUUUAUGGGAAUGUCUAGAUCUGCAUGUUUGGUUGUUGCUUGUUUAAUGAAAUUCAAAGAAUGGUCUCUGGAAAAAGCAUUCCAAUACGUAAAGAAGAAGAGACCAUCCAUUGAAAUUAAUUGUGGAUUUAUGAAACAAUUGGUAGAAUUAGAAACGAAAUUAUUCAAGGAUCGAGUUCACACACCUACGAAAGAAACAACACCACUCAUGAAUGGUAAUAAUACAACAGCAGUGAUUACAUCUGCAACAAGUCAUUGCUCAUCUUUGAAAGAUGACACUUCACGACACAUGUUGCUAGCAGUUACAAAACGAUCAUCAUCGAAAAAGAUCUCAGAAUUUAUUCAUGAACAACAACAUGAAGACCAAUCAUUUGUUAUGGCACGAGGAGGAGAUGUCACUCCACCAUCCUUUUCACCACCCACUCAUCCACAAACACCCCCUAACCAUUUUGCGAAUUUUGAAGAUCAAUUCGAAAGUAAACACGAUGAUUGA
Naegleria lovaniensis is the source of this 2025-nucleotide messenger RNA. RefSeq lists its product as uncharacterized. The transcript has a single exon. The coding region runs from base 1 to 2025 and encodes 674 amino acids. Gene Ontology annotation, cellular component: cytoplasm. Gene Ontology annotation, molecular function: protein tyrosine/serine/threonine phosphatase activity. Gene Ontology annotation, biological process: protein dephosphorylation. NCBI's taxonomy places the organism in Eukaryota, Heterolobosea, Eutetramitea, Acrasida, Naegleriidae. The record is from RefSeq and is a predicted model, not a curated record.